AUGACAGAAUAUUUAAAAAGAAGACAAGCAAAUGAAUCCUCUUCAGCAUCAUCUGCUGAAUCACUAUCAUUUUCAUCAUCUUCUUCCUCGCCUUCAUCAUCAUCUUCUUCGUCAUCUAGAUCAAGAAGUUCAAGAAAACACUAAUCAAUAAAGAAAUAUUAAAAAAGUAGUAAGAUGCAAUCCAAGAAUCAACUGUUAAAGGCUUAUGCUUCAUUAGAUAAGAUGAAGCAGAAGUAUUUAUAAAAAAUAGGUUAUACUGAUUAGGACAAUCCUUAUGGUGAUAAAAAUUUAGCUAAGUCUUUAAUCUGGAAAAGUAAGUUAGAUGAAAAAGGUCUGCAUGGAAUAUCUGAGCAUGAAUUGAAAGAGAAAUUAGAUGAUAUGUUGAAAGAAAUAGAAAAACUAAAAUCUUAAAGGUAGAAGAAAUAAGAAGAGAAAAUAAAAUUGGAGGAAGAGAAAAAUAGAUUAAAUAAAGAAAGACAAAUGGAGAACUAUAAACAAUGGAUAGAUAAUGAAGAUGCAUUUUUUGAGAAGGUUGAAAAGCUGAGACCUUUGAUUAGAAUCCAAUAAUAAAGAGAACUUCCCUUUGAUAAGUUUGUUAGAAUUUGUUGCAUUUAUAAAGUAUAAUAAAUUUAAUAUAAAUUUAGGGUUAAAUUGGGCAUCAGAAACAAUUAGAAUAAAUUAUGCAUAAUCCAUCUUAAUUUAUCAAGACUCUAGGUCAUGAGGAUCAAAAAGUAAUACUAAAUGAAUCAAAGAAAUAAUUUGCCAUAGAAAUAGACAAUAAAAGUAAUUUCCAAGAUUAUUGGGCAUCGAUUAUAUCAAUAGCUUAAGCAGAAGUAGAGUGGAGAGAACAAAAGGAAAAAGAUCCAAAAUGUCCAAAAUUUGGAAUACAGAGUGAAUUCAAAUAGGAUAUCAAGAAAAUGUUUUAAGGCAAGUCAAGAGAAGGAUUAGAUGAAUUGGAGGGAGAGAUAAAUCAAAUGUUGAAUUAUGGAGCAGAAUAUAAAAUAGAUUUUGACUAUUGGGAAAAGAUUUUAAAGAAAUUAAAAGUUAUUAAGGCUAAGACUAUAUUAAAAAAUUAUUAUAAGGUUUUUUGUAAGGAUCUAAAAUAUAAGAGUAUGAGGUAAGACAAUUAAUUAGUAUUGGAUGUAGGAAUCAAUACAAAGGAUAUAUAAAUCAAUGUAGAAAGAAAUGCCACAGAAAAAUAACAUUAUUAGGUUGAAAUUUAAGAAUAAACAGAAUAUGAAUGUGUUAGUCCAGAUCCAGUUGAUUGUGAUGAAUUUAUAUUGGAAAAUGAUGAUUUAAAAUAACUAACUGAUUAGAGAAUUACAAUUUUAACUGAAUUCCUAAACAAUGCAAAAAUUGAACUAGAAAAGUAAUAAUUGAAGAAGAAGAAAGAGAAGGAAAAGGAAAAGGAAAAACAAAAGGGAAAGUAAAAUAAAUUACCUGAAUUUUCAAUUCCAAAUAAUAGAAAAUUGGAAGAUAAUGUUGAAGGAUUAGAUAUUUUAGCACAACAAAUGUUUGAAUAUGAAAGAUCAAAGCCAUUAGAAGAGGAUGAAGUAUAUUUUAAUGAAGUUGUACCUUAAAGAUAAGAACCAUCAUGGAGUUAAAAAUAUAAAUUGAAACGUCCUUAAUAUUUCAACAGAGUUAAGAUGGGUUUCGAUUGGAAUAUGUAUAAUAAAACUCAUUAUGAUGUUGACAAUCCUCCUCCCAAGACUAUUCAAGGAUACAAAUUUAAUGUCUUCUAUCCAGAAUUGAUAGAUAAAACUUAAGUAUUAUUCCAAUGUUAUUAAUUUUAGGCUCCUAAAUACACUUUGGAAACUUGUGAAAAUCCAGAUUAUUGCAUUAUCAGAUUUAUUGCUGGUCCUCCCUAUGAGGAUUUAGCGUUUUAAAUUUUAUGCAAAGAGUGGGAUUAUUCAGAUCGUAUGGGUUUUAAAUCAGUGUUUUCUAGAGGAAUCCUUCAUUUAUGGUUUAAUUUCAAGAAGCCUCGUUAUAGGAGAUGAUUU
Paramecium octaurelia is the source of this 2000-nucleotide messenger RNA. The record is from the annotation of a GenBank genome assembly. NCBI's taxonomy places the organism in Eukaryota, Ciliophora, Oligohymenophorea, Peniculida, Parameciidae.